AUGAUCGACAACGAGGACAACAUCUCGCUGCGGCCGCUGUCGCUGCGGCCGGGCGGCGCCGGCAAUCCCUUCGCCCAGUUCUCCAAGGGCGCCGGCUUCGACAUUCGGCGAAAGGUGAAGGAUGACCCCUGGGAGGACAAGCCGGCGCGGAAACCCGAGGAGCGGAUCCGAUACAGCCGGAAGUUCCUCGAGGGCCUGCGGGAGGGAAACACGGGUCUGCCAGACAACGUGCCCACCUACCUGCCAUGCUUCACGGCUGGAGAACGCAGCGUGUUCAUGUUCAACCGCACGUUCCAACAGGCGUCUACCUCCGACUCCGUGGACGACAGGGACUGGACGGCGAGGAAGGCGCAGUUCCCCACGCCGCCCCCCAACAUGGGCGGCCGCGCGGGCGGACAGCCCGUGUCCAAGCAGCAGUAUGCGAAGGUCUCCACCCUGAACAAGGCAUCGGAACAAGGCCGAGAGGCAUACAGGCCCAUUGGAGCACAGAGCACUAGCUCGCAGUCCACUGACGAAGAAGCCAAGACGGUCCGCACGAUCAAGGGCAUCCUUAACAAACUUACCCCUGAUAACUUCGAGCGGCUGCAGUCCCAACUGGUGGCGCUGGUGGCCACUGCUGAAAUCCUGCGGCAGACCAUCUCCCUGGUGUUUGAGAUGGCGGUGAACCAGCCCACCUUCUGCGCUCUGUACGCUCAGCUGGGAGAGAAGCUGGCUGCUCAGCUGUCGGACUUUCCACCUGCAGAGGGGGAGGACAAGCCCAUGACCUUCCGCAGGAUAUUGCUCAACACAUGCCAGGAUGAAUUUGAGGGGACGUCGGAGUUCAGGGAGAGAUUAGCAGCCGCCAGCGAAUCAGAGCGCGAAGCGCAGGAGCGGGCGCUCAAGAACAGGACCUUGGGGAACGUACGCCUAAUCUCUGAGCUCUACAAGAAGGGCUUGGUGAUGGAGAAGAUCAUGCACGCAUGCCUAGGGGAGCUCCUGAAGACGGAGAACGAUGCAGAAACACCGGCAGAGGAUAACCUGGAGGCCACCUGUGAGGUGUUGACUCUGGCUGGAAAGAAGCUGGCAGCCUCUCAGAGGUUUGCAAAGCACCUGCCGGCAUACAUGGUCCGGCUGGAGAGAUACUCGAACAGCCCCACCCUCUCCUCACGCAUCCGCUUCAUGAUCCGUGACAUCCUUGACAUGAAGAACAACAACUGGCAGCCAAGGCGGGAGCGAUUCACAGCAAAGAAGAUCGACGAAAUCCGCACAGAGGCACAGAAGGACCUUGGGGUGACGAUCAGACUCCCCCAGACCCGCCCACAGUCACAGGCAAGGCCAGCUGUUGUCACACCAGCCGACGACUCUGAGCUGUUCCCUGCGCCACAGAAGUACGCGGACGACGACUGGAAGGCCGUUACAAGAAAGUUCAACAGGGGCGCUGCUGCUGCUGCUGCACCAGCAGUGGCUGGGCCUGCAGCGAUGAGCCCACCCGCAUCUGCCAAGCCUUUGCAAUCGGCGGACAAGGCGCAGGCGAGGCCGGCCCCCUCCAAGAAGUUCACCCCCGAGGAGCGUGUCAAGAAGGCCAAGUCCAUGUACAGCGAGUACCUGUCUGCGGCCGACAAGUCCGAGGCACUGCGCUGCGCAUCAGAGAUCGCCACCCCGGAGGGCAUCGUCAGCCUUCUAGAGGUGGGCAUCAACCAGAUGCUGGAGUCCGUCCCGGAGCGGGACCAGAAGAUGCUGGCGCGCCUGAUGGUGGACAUGUGCAAGGAGGGGGUGUACGCUGCGGACGAGCUGCUCUCGGGCCUCAAGGCCACCACAGACCAGCUGGACGACCUCAGCUUGGACAUUCCCAAGGCACCAGCGAUGUGUGGCGACCUGCUUGGAUAUGCUUUGGCUCAGAACGUGUGGGAUGUGGACGUCCUGCCUACCCUGUGCAAGGGCAUCGCCUCUGCGGAGUUCAGGCGCCCCUUGUCCUCCGCCGCCCUCCAAGGCGUCGCGGUGGCCACCAGCACGGAUGACCUGAAGCUGCGGUGCAUGGCCAAGGGUCUCAAGGCGUCGUCCUUUCUGGAGCCCCUGGCCGACUACGACCCGCCGGGCAUGCCGUCCGUGGAGGAUUUCCUCAAGGCGUCCAACCUGUCGAUGGUGCCGCUGUGA
This is a messenger RNA of Ostreobium quekettii, 2133 nucleotides long. NCBI's taxonomy places the organism in Eukaryota, Viridiplantae, Chlorophyta, Ulvophyceae, Bryopsidales, Ostreobiaceae. The record is from the annotation of a GenBank genome assembly.